Messenger RNA from Acaulospora morrowiae, 1524 nucleotides. Lineage: Eukaryota; Fungi; Glomeromycota; Glomeromycetes; Diversisporales; Acaulosporaceae. The record is from the annotation of a GenBank genome assembly.
GUAAGGAUGAGAGACAUAUUAAGAUUUAUGCCUAAGAUUGCACCUGUAAUUCAAUGUAUCACUUCAAGGUAUAAUUGGCCCGCCAAGAAACUCUAUAAACGCCUGUUACAAUUAGGUUCUCAAAGCUUACUUCCUCGUGGAGAUGGCGAUGACCAACAUUAUCUCGGCGUAGAUGGCGCACUUGAUCCCUGGUUAGCGAAACUUUGGGAAGUGUUAAUGGAGAAAUAUCCAUUGCCGCAAAAUAUGGAAGUGCUUCCCGAUGAUGUUUUAUUAUAUCCUUCACCUUUACAUGAUGAUGCCUUUGUCGACUGUCUUGUUGACACCGAGACAAUUCGAGUCUUUGAGGGUGACUAUGUCAAAGCACGUUUGGUUAAAAAUGAGCGUGUCACUGCACACGAUCAUUUCCAAGACGUUCGUCACAUCGAAUUAGACAUCGACGAUCCUAGUUUAAACUUCAAUCCUGGUGAUGUUGCUGUUCUCUAUCCAAAGAAUCUUCCUGAAGAAGUAGACGAAUUUCUCGAAUUGAUGAAUCUAUCCGAUAUCGCGGAUGAUGCUUUCGUUCUCGUGCCUAAUGAUGAAGAUCGCAAAGUACCUCCUCAUUGGAAUACAACAUUGACUUUGAGGAUUCUCUUUGAAAAUUACUUGGAUAUCUUUAGCACUCCUCGUAGAUCAUUCUUCGAAUACCUGUCAUUUUUUACGACAAACGAGGAUCAUACCGAAAAGUUGAGAGAAUUUUGUUCUGCAGAAGGUCAAGAUGAUUUAUACGCGUACAAUCAACGUGUUAGACGUACGAUAGCCGAGGUUCUUCAAGACUUCUCUUCGGCAAAAAUACCAUUGGAAUAUGUACCCGACAUAUUUCCAGCAUUACAGCCCCGACAAUUUUCAAUAUCAUCCUCUUUAGAAGUUUACCCGAGACAAGUUCAUCUGACAGUUGCUAUAGUAAAAUAUAAGACCCGAUUGCAGAAGCUUAGGACAGGUGUUUGUACAAAAUGGCUAUCAGGCCUGAGACCAGAGUGCUCUAUUCCAAUUCAACUUACGCGUGGUACAAUGAAACUACCUACUUCAACAUCUACCCCAGUCGUUCUUAUUGGCCCAGGGACUGGAGUUUCUGUCAUGCGAGCUUUUCUGCAAAAACGUAUAUCAGAUGGCGCGAUAGGUUUGCAAAUGCAUUAUUAUAGGAAUUUUUCGAUUUUUAACAACAAAAAUGAUUAUUAUUAUAAAGAAGAAUGGGAUAAAUACGUUAGUGACGGACAAUUAAAAGUGUUUGUGGCAUUCUCCAGAGAUCAGGAAGAAAAAAUUUAUGUCCAAAAUGUCCUCAAAGAAAACGCACAACUGGUGUGGGAGAUUGUUCAUGAGAGGAGAGGAAACGUAUAUGUUUCCGGGAAGUCCGACAGGAUGCCAACAGAUGUCAUUAAUGCUUUCAAGUCAAUAUUUAUUUCCGAAGGCGGAAUGACCAAUGAGGGCGCUGAUAACUAUAUAACCUCACUCGAAAGAACAGGAAGAUAUCAACAAGAAGUCUGGUGA